AUGGCAACCGAGAUUCCGAUUAUGGACAUGUCUCUGUACGGUCUGGAUGUGGUCAGUGAGAAGGAGGUCGAUACAGUGACCAUCCGUUCUCUGGCCGAAUCUCUGUGUGGAGCUCUUAGGGAUGUCGGCUUCUGUUACAUUAAAAACCACGGCUUCAAACAGUCUCUGAUCGAUCGAAUUAUGAGUGUAAAUAGGACAUUCUUUGAAAUGCCAGUUGAGUACAAGUCUACAUAUUUGAGACAAGAAAGCGGAGUCACUUAUGGAUGGGUACCUCGAGAGACAGAAAGCCUGAACUUAACUAAUCUUUCUGACUACAAGGAGGCUUUUAACUAUCCGCCGACGGAAGGGAUUGUGUUGAUCCCAGACCUUAAAGACUACAAGGAAACGAUGGACGAAUUCCGAACAUCCUGUAUUAGACUUGUCAAUAGAAUCCUUGACUUGAUGUCGGUAGGACUGGAAUUAGAGGACAGACAUUUUUUACGAAAGUGUCAUCAAGCCAUUGGUGAAAAAGACAACAAAUCAUCAUUAAGAGCGUUGUAUUAUCCAGAAAUACCAACAAAUAAAGACAUCAAACCGAACCAGGUACGGUGUGGAGAACACACAGACUACGGUUCCCUGACAAUGCUGUUUCAGGACGACGUCGGGGGUCUUGAGGUAUGUAAUCAACAAGGGAAAUAUGUACCAGCUUCUCCGAUUCCUGGCACCAUAUUAAUCAACAUUGGGGACAUGAUGCAGAGAUGGACUUCUGAUACACUUAUCGCUACGAAGCACCGUAUUUUGAUGCCCAACGAUGAAAUGAAGAAAAGAAGAAGUCGGCAGUCGUUCGCGUUCUUUGUCCAACCAGAUGAUGAUGUCAUGAUUAAGUGCCUUGAUAACUCCAAUAAAUAUGAGCCCAUCUCCAGUUUACAGUAUUUACAGGAGAGACUGGCACCAACAUAUUGA
Ylistrum balloti is the source of this 942-nucleotide messenger RNA. RefSeq lists its product as uncharacterized. Gene Ontology annotation, molecular function: dioxygenase activity. The record is from RefSeq and is a predicted model, not a curated record. NCBI's taxonomy places the organism in Eukaryota, Metazoa, Mollusca, Bivalvia, Pectinida, Pectinidae. Bases 1 to 942 code for a protein of 313 amino acids. The transcript has 8 exons.